This is a messenger RNA of Chilo suppressalis (striped riceborer), 1199 nucleotides long. The record is from the annotation of a GenBank genome assembly. Lineage: Eukaryota; Metazoa; Arthropoda; Insecta; Lepidoptera; Crambidae.
CGCACUAGCCAUCUUGCUAGAUCCAGCAUGCGGGUCAGCGCUAAACAUGUAAAAGAGAUGGAUAUCAGGAUCUCUUUUGCGUGUUUAGCGAAGUCCCGCGGCUUUUCCGUGUGCUGAAUUCAGCAGGAUAGAGUUCUCUCACUCAGAAAAUAAGCAGGCAGAAACCAUAAAAACAAAUUUGAUUGCCAGUAGAUAAAAGCAAAGGUUUAACAUUAUUUAAGACUGGUAAUACCGGGGAAAAUGUCAACCACCGAUAUGGCUUCCUCCUAUUCAUAUCCUGAAUUAUUUUUGGCGGGUUUUAUAUUUACUCUGCCUUUUUUAUACGAAAAAAGUAAUUGGUUUCGAUAUUAUCUGAAAUUUUUUCUUUACUAUGCAUAUGUAUUGACUACUUGCACUGUUUUAUUACCCGUUGUCCUGUUAUAUCCAAGAGAUGUUACUAACUUAAUAGUUGCUUCCAAAUUUUGUCGAUACGCCUCCUUUAUUGUGGGCAUAGAAUGGGAACUACGGGGUAUGGAAAACUGGAAUAAUGAACAAUGCUUUAUUGUAAUAUCCAACCAUCAGAGUUCUUUAGAUAUUUUAGGUAUGUUUGAGAUGUGGCCGCAAAUGAAAAGAUGCACAGUGGUCGCUAAAAGACCUUUAAUGUUUGCUGGUGCUUUUGGGUUCGGGGCUUGGCUAUCCGGACUAGUUUUUAUAGAUCGUUUAAAAACCGAUAAGGCAAGGCUAUUAAUGAGAAAGGCUACUGAGCGCGCUAUAAUGGAGAAGACAAAAUUGUGGAUUUUUCCUGAAGGAACAAGAUAUAAUAAGGGAAGCAUUCAACCAUUUAAAAAAGGAGCAUUUUAUUUGGCAAUUGACGCUCAAAUACCGAUUAUGCCCGUUGUUUUUAGUCAGUACUAUUUUCUUGAUAGUGAGACAAAGACUUUUGAACCGGGAAAAGUCGUUAUUACAACAUUGCCUCCUAUAUCCACGAAAGGUAUGACUCGUGAUGAUUUAGACACCCUCUCAGAAAUGGCUCGCCACCGAAUGAUAGAUGCGUUUCACGAUAGCUCCAGAGAUUUAGUUGUGCAGAAUAAAAUAGUAAUUUAAGUUAAAUUGUAAUGUCUACCUCAAGUAUAUUAAAAAUAUUUAUUAUUAAAAAUAUACUUUUCUAUGGCAUAAUUGCGAUAGGGAAAAUGCAGUGUUUUUUAUUAUAGCUUUAAUUU